AUGGAAAGUAAGGCUGGACCGUCAGGAAGUAAAUCUACGAAUAGUUCAAGAAAAAAGCGUCGGCAUAGUGAUGAGUAUGAGUCUGACUAUAGUGAUGAGGAUGUGUAUUCUCAAAGAGCUGAUGAAGACUCUUCAAGUUCAGAGGUCUCGUCUAGUUGCGGCAGUGAUGAUAGUAUCUUUGAUACUAGACUGAAGCAGAAGACGACCAGCCGUGUACCACCAGCUCAACCUUCAAGGUUAUCUGCCCUAAAGACGACAAGCCCUAUACCACCAGCUCAACCUUCAAGAUCACCUGCCUCAAAGACGACCAGCCGUGUACCACCAGCUCAACCUUCAAGUUCAUCUGCAUCAAAACGUGGUUUAUGUGUGUCAGAUGGAAAGCCUAUUAUUCAAUGUAAGCGAUUAAGACCUACAUUUAGGGAUGGCCCCACGCGUAAUAAUUCUGCUCAAUCGUGGAAGUUACCAGAUCCAAAUAGUUCCUCAGCAUCGAAGCCUUCGCCUCGACAACUGGAAUUUGAUGGAGACGGUAGCUUUGAAUUCAAUUAUGAAAUUGACUGCCGUCCUACAUCGCCGAAUAUCGUACAGGACUAUGGAGAUUUUUUCCCGGAUAUACCAGAUAGCUGUCUAUUAAACCCUACCUGUUCAACACCUAACGUAUCUCUUCUGAGAUCCGAUGCGAUCACCACCAACCUUUCACCAGAACGUAAUGACGCCUCUCCAUCAAUUCUGGCUGUUCGGAGAUCUGGAAGUAGUACUCCGGACUUACCAGAUAAUUAUUAUCUAUCACCCAAUAACUCACCCUCUGGUCAAGGAGCCACUACCACCUGGAGCAGUGAUCCAAGCUCCAUGAAAAACAUAGAGUUUACUAAGGAACAGGAACUCUUAGUGCCGCCUCCAACUGAUCCUUACGAAGCAUUCCGAAUAUUGAUUGAUGACGAGUUGUUAGAUCUUAUAGUUCGCGAGACCAACGCGAACGCAAUAAGAGUCGGUAAUGCACAAAACGUCAAACAAAACUCCAGAAUAAAAUCUUGGAAAGAUUUAACAAAGGAAGAACUGUUGACAUUUUUAGGACUCCUUCUUCACACAGGAACAAUUCGAUUAAACCGUUUAAGUGAUUAUUGGAAACGACACUAUUUGUUUAAUAUUCCAUGCUUCGGACAAUUCAUGGCACGAAAUCGUUUUCUACUGAUUUUACGGUGCCUACACUUUACGCCUGAAUCCAGUGAAGAAGACCGUCUCAAUAAAAUCCGACCAUUUAUGGAUCAUUUUAACAAUAAAAUGAAAACUAUUUAUUGUCCAGGUAAAGAGCUAUCAUUGGAUGAGUCCAUGGUAUUGUGGCGCGGUCGGUUGCUGUUCCGACAAUACAUAAAAAACAAACGUCAUAAAUAUGGCAUUAAACUCUAUGUUUUAGCAGAACCAGAUGGUACGGUUUUAAAAUUUCUAGUUUACGCCGGUGCUAAUGAUAAGACAUCAGGGCAAGGACAUAGUAGUAAGAUUGUGUUCAAACUACUAGAAGAGAGACUGGACUGUGGCCAUCAUGUAUAUAUGGAUAAUUACUACAAUUCUUAUGGCCUGGCUGUGAAAUUGCUAAAUCGACAGACGUACUGCACAGGAACGUUAAGAAAAAACAGGAAAGAUAAUCCCGUCGAAAUUGGCUCUGUUUCACUGGAAAAAGGAGAAAACAAAUCCUUGUUCUUAAACGGCGUUUAUGUCGGAAAAUGGAGGGAUAAGCGACACGUUCUGUAUAUUUCUACAGAACAUGGUAGUGAGAUGAUGGAGACUACUUCCAAAAGGGGAUCUGAAGUAAUGAAACCAAUGGCAAUCGUCCAUUACAAUAAUUUUAUGUCGGGCGUUGAUCUUCAAGAUCAGAUGUUGGCAUACUAUCCAGUCCAAAGGAAGACGCUGCGUUGGUACAAGAAGCUGUUUGUGCAUAUGCUGCAAAUGAGCCUCACUAAUGCAUUGCACUUGUACAAUAAAUUUUCGGCCAAUGAUAAAUUAAAUCUAUAUGAUUUCCGUAUGAAGAUACUGGAAAAGCUUUUACCUGAUCCUAAUGACGUCAAUCGACGCAAUGUUUUGAAAGUGAAACACGAACUCACUAAAAUAGAAAAGACCCGGACGAGACUUAAGACAGUAGGAAGUGUCACGAAAGAAACUAUCGAAGUGGCCCGAAAAGAAUGCAAAGGUUGCAAAGCACAAAAAAAAAGGGUGCAAACAAUUUAUGAAUGUAAGCAAUGUGAAGGUUAUCCAGGUUUCUGUACAAAAUGCUUCUGCCUAGUACAUUCCUAA
Molecule: messenger RNA, 2286 nt
Organism: Parnassius mnemosyne (clouded apollo)
Lineage: Eukaryota; Metazoa; Arthropoda; Insecta; Lepidoptera; Papilionidae
Source: the annotation of a GenBank genome assembly